UAUACAAAAAAAAAACAACAAAAUACACAUACAUACGAAAAAAAAUAUUUGGGCUGUUCUGGCAGCAGCGCAACAGCAAUGAGUGGUGCAAGUGAAUCCAAUUGGGAUUUAGUUAAAUGUGUUGCUGUGUGGUGCGGGCAAAUGGCGAGAGAGACGUAAAUAAUGAAACGGCAAAAACUAAUAACAAAUGUAAAACGCAAAAGUAAUAAGCAAUAGAACGUCUAGUGCUGUAACUGUAACAAAAGGCGCUGCGAACAAUCGUGUGGCGAGAAGCUAAAAGAAAAAGUGCUGCGCGAUACUGUACAUGCCCCUUUCCCCGCCCUAAUAGGAAAAUCAACACACACUUUGCAUAGCUGUGCUGCCUGCUUAAGCAACCACCGAAAAUGUCAUCGCUCAAGGUUGCCGUGAGGGUUCGGCCCUUUAACACUCGUGAAAAUGAUAUGGACGCGCAGCUUAUUGUGGAAAUGGAGGCGAAGAAGACGCGCCUGCUGAAGCCGCGCCUGCAAUCCAUACGCGAUGCUGGCCGCGAAUCUCAUCAUGACUUUACCUUUGACUACAGCUAUUGGUCGUUCGAUGAGGAGGACUCACACUUUGCCACACAGGAGCAGGUGUAUAGCGAUCUUGGCAAUGAUGUUGUCGAUUGCGCAUACGAAGGUUACAAUGCUUGCGUUUUUGCCUAUGGGCAGACUGGCUCGGGCAAGACGUUCACCAUGAUGGGCACACCGAACAAUCCGGGACUGAUACCGCGCAUUUGCCAGGAGCUGUUUGCGCGCAUGCGUGUGGGCCAGGAGUCGGGCACGGGCUAUCGCACGCACGCCAGUUAUCUGGAGAUUUAUAACGAGCGUGUCAAGGAUCUGCUGGCGGCACAGAGCUCGGGACAUGCGCUGCGCGUGCGCGAACAUCGCAGCCUGGGGCCCUAUGUCGAAAAUCUAUCGCAGCAUGCAGUGUCAGACUUUGAGGAGAUACAGGAUUGCAUUGCACGCGGCAAUGCGCAACGCACCACGGCCAGAACGAACAUGAAUGACACGAGCAGUCGCAGUCACGCCAUCUUCACGAUUACGUUUGUGCAGGCCGUCUUCAUGAAUGACAUGCCAAGCGAGACCGUAUCCAAAAUCCAUCUGGUCGACUUGGCUGGCAGUGAGCGUGCGAAUGCAACGGGCGCAACUGGGCAGCGACUGAAGGAGGGCGCACACAUUAAUAAAUCGCUUGUAACAUUGGGCAGCGUCAUUUCAGCGCUGGCGGAACAGACAAGCGCAGGCGGCGCUGGCGUCAGCAAUUCAACCAACUCGUUGGCCACCACGCCCAAUGGUGGCACAAAGCGUGUGCUCUACAUUCCCUAUCGCGAUUCCAUUCUCACCUGGCUGCUUAAGGAUAGCUUGGGCGGCAACAGCAAAACAAUUAUGAUAGCCGCGCUCUCGCCAGCCGAUUGUAAUUACAGCGAAACGCUGAGCACGCUGCGCUAUGCUAAUCGCGCCAAGCAGAUUAUCAACAAGCCCACAGUGAACGAGGAUGCGAAUGUCAAACUCAUACGCGAGCUUAGAGAAGAGAUUAACAAACUCAAAUCCAUGCUCACGGGCGAUAUUAACUUGCUGCAGCCCUCGCUCAAAGUGCUGGCUGAUCUGCAGAAGAAGGAGGCGCAGGAGAAAGUCUUGACUGAGGAAUGGACAGAGAAAUGGAAAGUGGCGCAGUCAAUACUGCAGGAGCAAAAGAGUCUGGGGCUGCGCAAGUCUGGCGUUGGAGUUGUGCUCGACUCGGAGAUUCCACAUCUGAUUGGCAUACACAACGAUGUCACCACAGGCGUCACUUUGUACAGCUUGAAGGAGGGCGAAACACGCAUUGGCACUGAGGAUGCAGAUCUGGCGCAGCAUAUAGAGCUUAUCGGCGAUGGCAUACAGCCAGAGCAUUGCAGCAUUGUCUUAAAAGGCGGCGUGGCCACGCUGCAUCCUUGUGCCAAGGCACAAUGCUGGGUAAAUGCUCAUCUAAUUGAUGAGCCCAGGCAGAUCUCGCAGGGCGACAUCAUUUUGCUGGGUCGCACCAAUAUAUUUCGCUUUAACAAUCCCAUCGAGGCAGAGAAAUUACGCAAGGACUUGCAUCGCUCACAGCUGGACAUGUCGCGUUUGUCGCUGAUCACUUCCUCUAGAGAAAAUCUGCUCACAUGCAGUGCCUAUGCAGAUGAGGAGGCCAUGACGGGCAGCACCACAUCGCCGUAUAAGCGCUCAGAGCGUCAGUAUUAUCCACAGCGCACCACGCCCAUCUCACGCGACGAUCCCGAGCUGCAGGAAGAGAAUCGUAAAAUACUAGACACCAUUGAAAAUGCUCUAAAGCAGCUAAAUGUGGAGCGCGUUCAGAUGCACGAUCAAUACAAGACUAAGGUGCGCAAGCUGACGGAGGAGCUGAGGCGGCUGGAGCAAGAGAAAACCGAUGGAUUGCAGCUCUUGAAUUGCCGCGAGCAGGAGCUGUUUGCACGCAAGGAUAUGCUGGUGUGGGAGAAGAACAACGAAAAAGUUCAGAUCGACAUUGUGUGUAGACAAAUCUCAGCGUUUCAGACGCAGCUCGACUCUAAGAAACGAGAUUUCUCCGAGUAUGUAGCAAAAGAAUUGCAGGAGCUGCAUGAUUGUGGCAAACUGGAUGAGAUGGGCAUCAAAAUUGAGGAGGGCACACCGCUGAACGAUGAGCUGCUGGUGCAUGUGUCCGAUUCGUUGGACGAAUUCGCUGCUACCUUUAUAAAGGAUACAGUGCGUAGAAACAAUGAAGAAAUACGCAGACUGGAUGAACAAAUAGCCGAAAAGGAACUCAUCUUGAACGCCAGCACCAGCAAGAUUGCCAAAGUGGAUGAGACCAUGCUCGAAAUUCAAGCACAAUUGGAUCGUUUGCGCCAGGAGCGCACUGACACUGAGCUUGAGGCUUUGAGAGCUAAGAAGCAAAGCAUGCAGCUGCAAAUGCAGAGCAGCAUCGACAUGUCUGAGGUGUCCAAAUCAGAUACAUAUGAAACCUGUGAUACUUACCAUACAGCCAACUCCGAGCUGUUGACUUCGCCCACAAUUACCGAGGGCCAGCAGACGCCACUGAGCAAUAGUUCCUGCGAGGCCGAGGAUGAAGCUGAGGACACGCGCAAGGAUGACUUCUCAGGCAGCAGCGAGGAUGCAUCACGCACCUGCACUGCAGGGCCCAGCAGCAGCAAUGGCAGCGGCAGUGUCAGCGGCUUAGGAAGUGCUGGUAGUGGUAGUGCCAGCGUUGCACCCAGCUCCCAGCUCAAUGUGCUGAUGAGCGACAGCGGCGUUUGUCUGGACAGUCGCGCACAAACGUUGCCACUUAGCAACAACCAUAGGCACAAGAUGUACUCCAGCGAUGAGGAGACUGGCUCCUGCUCCUCCUGCGAAUUUGGUGGCUGUGUUGGCGGCACGCGUGCCCAUUGUCCACUGCAUGUGCAGCGUCGUAAGAUUGCCGCACAGAAGGCGCUGAUUAUGAAAAACCUUGAAACGGAUGUCAACAAGGCGCAGCUGGAUGAGCAGAUUGCGGAUUUACAGGAAUACCAGCAAACCUAUUUGCAAAUGGAGCAGGAAAUGCUGCAGUCUACAAAGGAUCUGGAGCGGCAUGCCGCGUGCUGCGGUGAGAUGACCAGAUCAUGCCCAUCCAUGCGGGAAAUGCCAGAAGGCGAACACUUUAUUACCAUACCCAGUUUUGUUAUGCGUGGAGCUGGCAAACAGACCCACUAUGAGUACGAAGUGCGCAUUGCAUUGCCGGAUGGUAAUUUAAAUAUAUUGCGUCGCUAUAGUCGCUUCCGCGAGCUGCACUUGUGCAUGAAGCAUUGCUAUGGAGCGAAGAUCUCGGCUUUGCCUUUUCCACGGCGUGAACUCUUCGCUUCCAAGAGCGAACCGGUGGCGAAGCAUCGUCGUCGCUUGCUGGAGCUCUACUUGCGUCGCCUGUUCAACGUCUGCUCGAAAAUACCGCAGUGCCCCAUUUAUGACGGCCCCGAUGGGCCGGGCCUGACGCGUGCCUCCCUUGUUCAGCUGUCGUCUUUUUUCAAGAAAGGCCUGUUCGAAAACGGAAAGCACGGGACGGGGUAAUAGUUAGCCUACUGCUGAAUUAUCUCCUGCCUACAGUGUGUCUAUUUGUCUACUUAUAUUAUCUGUUAAGCUACAUGAAUGACUAUGUGGACCUGCUU
This is a messenger RNA of Drosophila busckii, 4165 nucleotides long. It is a transcript of the gene Klp98A, whose product is annotated as kinesin-like protein Klp98A. Bases 384 to 4067 code for a protein of 1227 amino acids. The record is from RefSeq and is a predicted model, not a curated record. Lineage: Eukaryota; Metazoa; Arthropoda; Insecta; Diptera; Drosophilidae. The transcript is spliced from 12 exons. Gene Ontology annotation, biological process: microtubule-based movement. Gene Ontology annotation, molecular function: ATP binding; phosphatidylinositol binding; microtubule motor activity.